AUGGAAGAAUGUUUGUUUCAGGGAAGAAAGAAUUUGGCGCAUGUUCCGCGCACGUGCGACGAUGAAAACGAUGAGGAACGGAGUUUGGAUCUGUUGGGGAGGUUCGUUCAGAAUGUGUUGAAAGUCUCAAAGAGAGCAAGGAAAGCAGUUGGAUCCGUUCUCCCUUUCCCCAUCUCAGCACAAUUGGUGGGAUUUUCUGUUAACGGGGUCCUGGUGCUGGCGUUCUUGUGGGUUUCGAAGGCAUUUCUUGAGGUAUUUAUGCACACUUGAAGUGUAAUGUUUGUAAGCAUCUUAUUAAUCCGUGGAAUAUGGUCUGGUGUUAGUCUUUUACAAGACAGCCAACACCAAAAAAUGGAAGAACUUGAUGUAGACAACAAUGCAUGGAAUGGUGUGCAGCCUGUAACUUUAGUUCGUUGAAUCAUUCUGAAGAAAUGCACAAACUAGUCAUUAUUAAGACCAAUUAUUCUCUUUA
Abrus precatorius (Indian licorice) is the source of this 472-nucleotide messenger RNA. Its product is annotated as protein SHORT HYPOCOTYL IN WHITE LIGHT 1. The record is from RefSeq and is a predicted model, not a curated record. Gene Ontology annotation, biological process: regulation of abscisic acid-activated signaling pathway; negative regulation of photomorphogenesis. Lineage: Eukaryota; Viridiplantae; Streptophyta; Magnoliopsida; Fabales; Fabaceae.